GGCGACGCGUCAGCCGCCGCCCCCGCCGCCGUCGUCGUCGUCGUCGCGGGGUCCCUCCCCUCCGGCGGCCCGAGCCCCGCGGGGAGCGGCGCGGCACGGCGGCGAUGAGGCGGGCCGCCUCGCACCCACCGUAGCGGCGCGGCCGCCUCCGCCAUGAAGCGGAAGAGCUGGGCCGAGGCCCGGCGCCGCACAGCACCGGCGCCACCGGCUCUGAAGAGGACGCGGGGCGCGGCGUCGCGGGCGGCUGGCGCCGAGGCGGAGCGGCGGCCGCCGCCACCCGCCAAGCCGGAGACCUGCCUGAGGAUCGCCGAUCGCCUUUAUUUCGCAAUUCUCUGCCAAAAACCAAAGAGUGGAGCUCCAAAUACUCAUUACUUCUGCAUAGAUGAUGAAUUUGUGUAUGAGAAUUUCUAUGCAGACUUUGGACCACUCAAUCUGGCAAUGGUGUAUAGAUACUGCUGCAAGCUAAAUAAGAAGUUAAAGUCAUUUUCACUGAUAAAGAAGAAAAUAAUUCAUUAUACUGGCUUUGAUCAGAAAAAACAAGCAAAUGCUGCAUUCCUCAUAGGCUCCUAUGCAGUAAUAUACCUGAGAGAAUCCCCAGAAGACAUGUACAGGCUUAUGUUGUCUGGAAGCAUUUCCUAUCUUCCUUUCAGGGAUGCUUCCUUUGGUACUUGCAGUUUUCAUCUGACGUUGCUGGAUUGUUUUCACGCAAUAAACAAGGCUUUGCAAUAUGGUUUCCUGGAUUUCAAUACGUUUGAUGUAAAUGAAUAUGAGCAUUAUGAAAGAGCAGAAAAUGGAGAUUUUAACUGGAUAAUACCAAACAAAUUCAUUGCCUUCAGUGGACCUCAUUCAAGAAGUAAAAUUGAAAAUGGCUAUCCUCACCAUGCUCCAGAGGCUUAUUUCCCAUACUUCAGGAAACAUAAAGUCACCACUAUAAUACGCCUCAACAAAAGACUGUAUGAUGCCAAACGAUUUACAGAUGCUGGAUUUGAACAUUUUGACCUCUUCUUUGCUGAUGGAAGCACACCUAGUGAUACUAUAGUUAAAACAUUUCUAAAUAUUUGUGAAAAUGCUGAAGGUGUUAUAGCCGUUCAUUGCAAAGCUGGUCUUGGACGAACUGGCACACUUAUUGCCUGUUAUAUUAUGAAGCAUUAUCGGAUGACAGCUGCUGAAGCUAUUGCCUGGAUUAGAAUCAAUAGACCUGGUUCAGUUAUUGGACCACAGCAACAUUUCCUGAUGGACAAACAGGCAGAACUUUGGACAGAAGGAGAUAUUUUCCGUGCAAAAUUGAAAGGAAACCAUAAAAUUGCUGUAAAAAGAAUUCUGUCAGGAGUAGAUGAUAUUUCAAUUAAUGACAUAAGAAACAGGAGAACCAUCCAAAAGGACAUUGAACUGUACAGUGAUGAAGAUGAAACAAACUGUGUAACUCAAGGUGAUAAGCUUCGUGCCCUGAAAAGCAGAAGGCAGGCAAAAUCUCCAACUGCAGCUCCACUAACAUGGCUCCUAGCUAUGCUGGUAUCUACACUGUGUAGCAUUGUCAUCUGGUGGAUUGUAUGUGGCUCCCUUCUGCCCAGCCUGCUAUUCUGUCUAGAUGGUUUAAGAACAUAGUAACCAUCAGGACCCCCUGAGAGAGAGCCACUGUCAGCCAAAACGUUCCAAGGACUAGAACAGUGUUGCGUUAGACUGCGGAUAAGUAGCCAGUUCAGGAAUGACGGGGAUGCACUAGAGGGGAUUUUAUGCAGCUGAAGGAGGAUGACUUCAGCUCCAUUUCUCAGCAAAAGCGAAACAGAAGAGUCUCUUCCGUAUUCGCAGAACAACAUGAACUGUCAACGUGUUUGGUAGACACUUGCCUAAUACGCUAACACUUCCUCAAAUAAACCCAACAAAAUCCGUGUACAUUCAGACUCAGGUGUAAAUACUUAAGCUCUCUAUUAUAAAGAGGGCUUGCCAGUAUGUAUGAUGCAUGUGUAUAAAUUGUGAUGGCAAUCACUUAGCUGCUGACCACCAGAAAUGAAAACAUGGUGGGAGCUCUUAAAUAUAUAAAUCUGUGUUGUCCAUUCAGACUGGGCUCAAGUCUCCACUUGAGACCGAAAAAUCAACCACAAAAAGCUUUUUUCUUAUAGUCUUGGUACUCACUUGUGUUAAUUGGCUUUUCUUCCUUAUUUUAUAUGAAGUUUUUUAUGAAGCUGCAGUAUCAAGUACACAAAGUAACUAUUCUCCACCAAAGAGUGCUUUAUUUUCAAAGGUUGUGUGGUUUGUUUAUUUUGGGGAGAAAAAAAACCAAACAACUAUCUAGAAGCAAUUAACCUGUUUUUAAUAGUAAUAGAUUUUUAGUUGUUCGCAACAAAUGGCUCUUUUAACUACUUGUAAUUGCUUUAAAUCUGGUAUGAUUUUAAGGGGGAGGAAAAACAGGUUACCCUGUAAAGCAGUGCUGUCAUAUUGAAACAUCAUGGCCGUUUAUUUUCCUAUCUUCCAGUCCCUUAAGUGAAACCUUAGAUUUCCAUAUCAAAAAGGUAAGAAUGUUCUCUGGGUUUUAUGAUAAUAAUGUAGAUGUCACUGUUUAGGUUUUUUUUUUAGCUUUGAGACACUUUAAGGAGUGCAGCAGCACACAAAAACCAAGAAGGGAAAGAAGCUUGCUGUACAACUGAGAUGUGUAGUGGAACUUGGGGGCAGGUAUAGUUUUUAACAUCUAAUUUAAAACUACAGCUUACGUCUGUUAAAAAGCAGAGUGAUUUUUAGAGGAAUCUGUCAGGGACUGGAUUUUUCAUCCACUACAAGACUGUCUGGAACGCACUGGCAGCGUGUUUGUGUCCCCAGCACUUUUCACAUCAGGGACUCUCAAAGCUGGCUGUGCAGUGAUGUACUCUGUCUGCCAACUCAAGUCGACAGCUGCGUAUCACUCAGACGAGGACUGUUACCACAUAGCCUUAAAUAUGAUAGGAGUUACCUGUUGAUUUUUUAGUGAGUCCUAUGGUAGAGAGUAUAGGAAAUGGAGAGAUCUGAGAUGUUAGCAACGGAGCAGGGGCAUUGGACUAGAUGGUCUCUAGAGUUCCCUUUGAGCCCCUACCAUUCAGUGAUUCUGUGAAUAACUGAAGCUUUUUUAAAUACACAGAUUACCUCUGCAAGGGAGAGUAUUUUCUUUAUGUGAAUGUAAAUGGGCAGGUACAGCAUCUAGUCUCCAUCUACACCCUCUAACAUUAAAAUUCAGGUUUCUGUCAGGCUGAUGGGCUUUGAACACCGACGGGAAUAACCACACAGUGGCUUGAUAACACGUGGCAAGAGCAACGUGAGUUGGAGGGAAAGCAGGAUGCAAAGUGUAAGGAAGCUUACAGGCAGCAUCCUUGAGUUUGGAUUGGCAAAAUUUGCAAAUACAAAUACAAAUAAAACAGGCUUUUAUGAUGUAAAACAAAGGACCAUUGAGGCCCAGACCCCAGACAUUUCUUGUUUUCCCCUUAACCAUCACCUGCACCACCAUUUUCUUCUACACAAAAAGCACCGAAAAGAGGGACUGAAUUCACCCUGAUAGAGAGAUUACAAUUUCUUGUUCUUUUUGUUUGGAGUUUUUGGGUAUUUUUGGUAAGCCACUUGCCCAAAAGCUGACAUACAGGUAACCAAAACAGUAGGUAUAUUGUGCAGAUCUGAAUGUGUUCCAUUUCUGAAGAAAAUUCUUAUAUCUUGGAAUGCAGAAGGCAUUAAACUAAUGAGGUGAGAGGGCUGAGAGUCAAAACAAGACAGAUUUAGCGGUACUUGUUCUCUUUGGCUUUGCCUUUCUCUCAGCUGAGCUUCCUCUUUUAGUGUCUUUGAUUUUUAACCUAAAACUAAUCAGCCUAUUUCACACCCUUUCCAAAUUCUAGAUGGGGAUUGCCUUUCUUCUAAAGUAACCACAGAGCCAUUACCACUUUCAGGUUCAUCAGAAGCAAAUUUGCAUAAAACAAGUGCACAAACACACAAGGUGGCAACUCUAGUAGCUAAACUAAAACUGCUCUUUUGGCAUGAAUGUGUUUCGAGGCACUCCUUCCACCACCUGGGAUCCAGAGAAAUGCAUACAAGUCAAAGGUGUCUUACAUUUGAACUCUCCUAACAGCCUUAGGUGGAAAAUUAACUCUUUACCUCAUGGUGUCCCAUCCAGUCAUGUUGCUUAGUUCGUUCUUCUGAAUUUUUAGUACUUUGCUUAGCAUUUUUAUUCUACCAUACCAAAGCUGUCUUAAGCACAAGAAAGAGGUGCGGGCAGGGGUGAGGGAGUCCUUGCUUUCUACGUCUCUUCUUUUGAAUCGUGAAGCAUUAUGUGCCAAAAUGAACGCGUGGCAGCAGCUGCAUCACCACAGAGCAGCUGGAGGAAGGUGUUUCUGCUGUCAUCAGUUACAAGGUUCUCCUUUCCCUGUUUCCAAAUACAUGACACAUGGAAUCUCCCUCAGUCUCAUUCAAAAGUAUGCAGCGUACUCAAAAGUUGUAGGAUUUUGGGUCUAAUUCCUAGCUUCCAUUCCAGCAUCAAUAACUUCACUCAGAUGCUCACCCAGACCUUGUCUUUCUGCCCCAGAGUGACAACAGAGGAAGUGCUGCUGAUUUCAAACAAACAAACAAACAAUAAUAUUUGUAUGCUCAUGUGCUAAAGGGGGGGGAGGAAAAAUGUGGUGUUCACUAGUUUGUUGCACUGCAGUUUUUAUACUAAUGGUUUGCAGACUGUCUCAUGUAAACUCAUGUACAGACUAUCAAGAUCCAAAAUGUCUUAUCAGUACUGUUCAUCCUGAUUAUUUUUAAAUUGUAUAUUUCUAAUCAUAUUUUUUUAACUUGUAUUGACAGAAUGGGAUUUUAUUUUGCUGAAGGUGUUUUUAAGAUAAAGCUUCAUAUUAUCUUGUAAUAUUAAGUAGAUCAAGAUGCAUUUGUGUCUCAUUUGAAAUCAACAUAUUAUAUUUGAUUUUAUACAGAAUACUGAAUA
This is a messenger RNA of Colius striatus (speckled mousebird), 4933 nucleotides long. It is a transcript of the gene CDC14B, whose product is annotated as cell division cycle 14B. NCBI's taxonomy places the organism in Eukaryota, Metazoa, Chordata, Aves, Coliiformes, Coliidae. Gene Ontology annotation, molecular function: protein tyrosine/serine/threonine phosphatase activity; protein serine/threonine phosphatase activity. Gene Ontology annotation, biological process: positive regulation of cytokinesis; protein dephosphorylation; cilium assembly. The record is from RefSeq and is a predicted model, not a curated record. The transcript has 14 exons. Gene Ontology annotation, cellular component: nucleolus; spindle pole; centrosome. Bases 154 to 1605 code for a protein of 483 amino acids.